ACAAAUAGACGAACGUUUAUAGACAUCCUGUCGUCUUGUUGUAUAAUAACUAGUGAUCCUUAAGGUCAAUUUAGCUGAUGUAUAUAUUUUUUAUGGACGAAAAUUUGCAUACAGAUAGAUGCAGCACUGCUAAACAUAGACAUAGGUAAAUAUGAUCAUUCUGCUAUUACGCUGCUUUCAACCCGAAUAAAGUCAGCUCGUUGACGUUGCUCACUGCUGUUUUCAGCGUUGCGUAUUUAAAUAUGUCAGAAUUUACAUAGCAUGUCAAGUAAAUAAAUAUUGGUUGAAUAACUUCAAACUUAAUCCCUAAUUUGAUAGUCUUUGAUGCCUUUAAGAGGCACUUAGAAAUUCUAGGAACUUGGGUAUACGUGGUGAUUUCGGUUCACAUCUCGGCGUGGACUCACUUCAUUUCCUGCUCCUAGUCAGACGUCUAAAGCCAUGUUUAGCAUCAGAGCCCGACAGAAAAUCUGCGACAUCUAUUCAGUUAGUGGAGGACUAAAUAAGUGAAUAAGUGUUCUUAAUCAUUAAGAUCAUUCCGAAACGGUAGCGAGCGAUAGGAACUGAUCCUGUUCUUGAUUUCGUUUUGCUAUUCAGCGACAGUAAACAAUUUGCGUCACCUGUCAAACAUCCAGGACCAGAUCUUAGUGGGUGACCCCUGAUUUCAUCUACUUUACCUCAAUUGGAAGCUAUGAAAGCAAACCAAAUUGGCUUUGCUUGAUUGCUACAGGCAAAACGAAUGUACAUAUUUAUGAUAUUAUUACUUCUAGUACUAGAUACGUUUCGUCUAAGCUAGGCAUAACCUAGAAGAAGACCUGAGGACCUAUAUGAAUAGAGAGGGUCGCGGGUUGAAUGCGCAUGGAGGCCCUGCCCACGUCGGCUGUAGCGUUGAUCACAGCACACCCAGAUUAUGACCCCGUUGUUCGUACUAUUAGUCCGUGGACAGAUGCUAUUGCUGCUGGAAUAGGGCAGUUUUUAAGGAAAGAGAAUAAAUUAGACUAGUAAACGAUCGUGGUCAGACUGUUCUAAACAAUGUUGGUCUACUAGCGUCCGAACGCAGAGUAAAGUCACAAUAUAUCAUUUGUUUAAACGCAAUAUUAUAUAUAAUGAUAGGCGGUUAUUAUAAACGCAACUUAUUAUACUGCUACCUUGCUGUUUUUUUCUCGUAUCUAUGUUGUUCGUCUCCGCUGUCUCUAAUGAAACGGUCCAAGAACAGAAAUCUAACCUCUGAACGUUGAUUUUUCAAGAUUAAACUAUUUUUUCUGCUUUUAUUUUUUUUUUUUAUUUCGAAUAGUGACCAGUCAAACUUUGUCUGUUAGCGGCGCGUAGCUCAAAAUGUGGUCCAUUUCGAGGUCCACUGAGCCCGCUUGUAAUAGCCAAAUUACACCAAAUGGUAGUACGAAACAAACGAAAUUAUAUGACGCGCUGUUGCCCACCACUGUGAGACUGAUUGACAGGGAGCGUUCGGGCCUGAAAUCCGAAGUUAACAAUCUGACCCAACUGCUCGAUUAUCACACUAAACAUCAGGCGCAACUGGAACAACAGAUGAAGGCCGUUACUCAGCAGUGCAACGAGAUGCAGCUUCGAUUAGAUGAAGCCAACCGCACAGUUAACGACCUCAAUAAUUCGCGCCAGAAGUUAGAAAGGACCAAAGUUGAACUUGAAGAAAAACUUGAUAGAGCGGAACGCUUGAUCAGUGGUUUGACUAAGGCCAAGAGUGCGCUGGCCACACAGGCAGAAGACGCAACACGCAGGGCGGAUCACGAGAACAGAGAACGAGUGGCCGCCGAAGGUCGCCAGCGUGCGGCCGAGCAUUCGGUUAAUACAAUUCAGACAUCGCUUCAAGAAGAGGAAGCUGCCAAGGUUAAUUUGCAGCAUCAUCUAGCCAAGAUCACUGACGAAGCCGAAGCAUGGCGAACUAAGUACAACGAAUUGAUUAUAAAUACUAUCCCACCGCUUGAAGAGGAGAACAAAAAACUCGUCAUACAACUCCACGAGAGUCGUGGGAUGUGCGCAACUCACGAGACCAAGAUUUUAGCUCUGGAAAAAAAUAAAGCUCUGUUAGCUCAAGAACUCCGCGACAGUCAAGCGAAGUGUGAUUACCUACGAAAUGAGGUAAUUACAUUGGAGAAGAAACAAAAGGCAUUCGACAAGACUAUUGCGGAAUGGAAAGUUAAGGCUGACGACCUCGCCCACGAACUUGAUGCCUCGCAAAAGGAAUGUCGGAACUACUCUACAGAACUGUUCAAGACAAAGGCCACAUACGAUGAGGCACUUGAGCAUAUCGAACUGCUAAAGCGUGAGAACAAGAGCCUUCAGGACGAACUCAAAAAUGUACUAGAUCAGCUGGCAGAGGAAGGCAGCACGAUCCAGAAUCUGUUGGCUCAACGAAAAAAACUUGAAAAUGAACGGGACGAUGCGCUUGUGGCUUGCGAGGAAGCCGAUGCUACUAUCGAGCGACAGGAAAAUAAGCUUUUCCGUGCUGAGGUUGAGAAAGAGCAAAUUCGUCAGGAUUGCGCUACUAGACUGCAAGAGAAAGAGCAAGAAUUCAAUGAAGCUCGUAAGAACUUCCAGAAGGCGCUAGACCAGUUGCAAACGGCGCUGGAGAGUGAAGCCCGUGCUAAGGUGGACGCGCUCCACAAGAAGAAGGUUCUUGAGGCCGAUUUUAAUAAAAUGGAAAUCGAGCUUGAGAACGUAAAUAAAUCCAUAACUGAAGCACAAGCGACGAUUCGUCGAUAUCAGAAUAUGGUUCAUGAGGCCCAAAAGGCGUUGGAACUGGAGCAGAUGGCACAUGAUGAAAUGCGUAAGGCCUGUACAGCAGCCGAGCGCCGCUAUAACGAAACGAAGUGUAUACUCGAAGAAACGAGAGAGCUAUUCGAACAAUCUGAGCGCGGCAGAAAGUCCGCUGAGGCUGAAGUGGAUGAAUUGCGUACGCAAGGCAACGAGACGGCCGCGGCGAUAGCCACGUUAUCGUUGCAAAAGAGGAAACUUGAGGGUGAACUGGUUGCGCUGCAUAGCGAUCUGGACGAGACAAUCGUCAACGUGCGACAACAGGAAGAAACUGCCAAGAAGGCGAUGGUGGAUUGUGCACGUCUAGCGGACGAAUUGACACAAGAGCAGCAUCAUUCGGCAGACCUGGAGAAAGUACUCAAAAAUUAUGAGCAUCAAGUUCGUGAGUUGCAGGAGCAACUGGAUCUGGCCCAGGCUGCGGCGUUGGCCGCCGGACGUAAGCAGAUCGCGGCGUUAGAGGCCAAAUUUCACCAAGCUACUGUUGAGCUGGAGACCGAAAAGCGACAGCAUGCAGAUACUGCCAAAAAUUACCGAAAAGACGAGCGGCGUAUUAAGGAGCUCAUGUUCCAGAUCGAGGAGGACCAGAAGAACCACCAGCGGCUGCAGGACGUAGUAGACCGAAUGCAACAUAAAGCGCGCGAAUAUCAGCGUCAGAUCGAAGAGGCUGAGGAGAUCGCUUCGCUCAGCAUGAGCAAGUAUCGAAAAUGCCAAGAGGAACUCGAGGAUGCCGAGGCACGUGCUAGCACUGCCGAGAAUAACCUAGCGAAAUUCAGGGCUCGCCAAACACAACCGGGAACAAUGCUCGAACGUUGAAUUUUGACCCCCAAAAUACACUCUGAAGCUUCGACGUCAACACCACGGAUCGUCGUCUGACGGCAAUUAAGUAACCGAUUGCUUACGCUUUAAAAGAUCCCACCGGCGUACUUUCUUUUUGCAUUUGUCGUGAGGUGCCUAACACUUGACCGUCGUGCAAUCAGAUGAUACACCCGGGUCUUUAUAUAACGCACACCGCUGACUGCUGACUAUCACAACCUCUUAACUAGAAUGUUCAACUUUGGCGUAUUCAUAGAAACCAAUCGACGUCUCAUGACGGCAAAAUACAUAGCAAGCUAAUAUAUAAAACUCAGCGGCAAGAGCAACGAUCAAUGGAUAACAUUGUUGGUAGAUAAUAGUGUUAACUCGUGAUCUCUGGGGUUGGUUAAAGGAAGAUUGAUAGAUAAAGUAAGUUCAUGCCUCUGCUUUGGCAUGAGCAAAUUGUGCGUGUUACCAACAGCAGAUUUAAUUGCUGGGACUGAGAAAGUUAUGAAGCACAAACUGAUACGAUGGAAGCAACACCCCCGUGGAUAUCGGUUAUAUUGGUCGCUGGCGCAUUGUGAUCGAUAUCGGAAAAUAAAGAUAUCAUUACAUGGUCUUGCACACUGUAUGUGUAUUUUUGAACCCUAUGAAAAAGGAAUCAUCAAUAUUUUAAAUUAAAUCAAGUUACAUUAGGUAAAAGCAACAUUUAUCCAAUUGGUUAAUCUAAGCAAAAUUUACCAUAUCAGGAACAAUAAGUUACGAAACCAAAGCACCAACACUGCUUUGGUUUCGUAACUUAUUGUUCCUGUCUAGGUUUUCAGGAAUUAUUUUUCAAUAAUCUUGAAUACGCAAUAACGCCACUUAAAUCAGCGACUGUAAAAAUUGAAGAAGCAUAGCCUCUACACCCAAAGCUUCGACCCUUAUUCAAUCAAAUGUAGCAGUGCACAGCAUCAGUUUCAAACAGCCUUUUUUUUACUACCUAGGACCAACGACUCUUCUUCACAUUUCGAUAAAUGAGUAGGAAAACGUUUGAUAACUAAUUUAUAGAGUCUAGUCCAGUCUCUGCAUAAAAUGAUCGUUUGUGGAACAGUCAUGGCUCGCAACGAAAGUAAAUUUUGGGUAUAUAUUUAGCUAAAGCACAAUAGAAGUUGGCGCUCGAAUUUUUUUAUUCCCUGGUGUGUAUUGUCAUUUCAUUAUUAUUGAUAUUAUUUACAUUGGAAGUUUACAUACUAGAAGGUUAUAUGCCUUCGUAUAUUGUCUGUUUUCGGAUGUCUAAUCUAACAUUUAUUAUUAUUAUCAUCGUUUAGCUCUAAUUUUUUUUAAUGUAAUAACAGUAGUAAUGCUUAGUGUUGCGCUUUAAUUUCUGCUACAUUGUCACACCUCGUUCUGUUUUGCUGCUUUUCUGCUUCAAUGAUUUGCCAUUUAUAAAGGAAACGCUAUCAAAAUGUACACUCAAUCUGUAAAAAAAAA
Varroa destructor (honeybee mite) is the source of this 5052-nucleotide messenger RNA. RefSeq lists its product as uncharacterized. Lineage: Eukaryota; Metazoa; Arthropoda; Arachnida; Mesostigmata; Varroidae. The record is from RefSeq and is a predicted model, not a curated record. Gene Ontology annotation, cellular component: myosin complex.